CCUCUGGAGUGCUGCCACCCCAAUUUGGGUGAAACUCAUCUUCCUGACCUCCCCAUCCCUUUCAUCGCAGUGUUUUUGCUGGAGGUGUCGUGGAUGCCUCUGCCUGGGAUUUUGGGUCCUUUGGGAUAGGUGCCUGCCUACCUGGAAAUAGUGAAUGCUGUCGAGGUGGUUGUGAUUUAUCAUGUCCUGAUUGCUGUACAGUGAGCAGAGAGCAUUGCUCAGACUGGAAAGGUAUAAAAGGGAGAUCCAGAGCCACGUAAGGGGAAACAGAUGAGGUGUGUCUUCAGGCAAGAUCCCUGCUCCUUAAGCCAAGCAGUCUGUGCUUGCUGGGGUUUGUUUCCACCCCUGUUGGGAUGGUGCAUCUUGUAAUAAGAAUCUGAUCACAGGCGACCGAUGCACGAAGGAGCAGCUGUUGCAUGCACUCAUGCACAAUAUUUCAGUGCCAGAAGUGAUUCGUUUACUCUGUGCAAUAUAUAUGGAAAUGUGCUGCAGGAGGAUGGCUGGAAAUAUCCAAUUUUAUUCAUAGAGCUCCAACAAAGCUGAUCUUUGGUUUGUGGAUUGUAUGUGCUUUUCCUUUUAUGCUAUGUCAAAUAAACAGGGGCAUCUGACUUAGUUCUGGUAGAAUUGCUUGGCUGUAUUUAAUCUGUCUCGAUGUGCUGCUUUUAGACUGACAUAUCUGAAUGCAACAGCCUCAGCACUGAAGGCAUCGACUAAAUGAGGGCUGCCACAGGGAGCUGUAUGGAGAGCAAAUGAAAUCCUGCUGCAGGAGUAUUGGGAAUGAGCAAAUGGGUGUAGAAUAAUGGGAAUGGUGGGGGAGGACAGUCCAUCCCCAAGGUCUUCAAGCAAACCGAGCUGGAAGGGAUGCUCUGUGCUCCUCCAUGGGUGGGGGAAGAGGCUGGGAGAGCUGUGCCACUGGUCCAGUGGUAAAAUGGUGGGGCAGGAAUAUGAAGGUCUGGAAAACUGUGUGUUGCUUUAUUCAGUUUAUCUGUUAUUGCUAAUUACUCAUAGGUAAUGAGUUUAACCUGUUUAAUUGAUAACGUGCUACUAAAUCUUCAUGAGGAUGUUAUAUAAGGAAGCGUUGAAAUCUUUGGGUGGGAUCUGAUGGUUAGAAACCAUCCCAGCAGUGGCAGUGAUCCCAAAGUUGUCCUAAGUACUGGAUGUGAUGUGAGAGAGGGGAGCUGCUGGCAGAUGUCUUUCAAGCAGGGGCCACCAUCUGUGCUCUGCUUCUUUUCCCCAAAAGCUCUGCAGAUGGGAGAGAUGUCCAAGACCAAAUGCAAUGCACUGAUAGGACGACAGAAGGGCACUGAAGCUGAGCGUGACGCAGAGGAGCUCGAUGUGCAAAACAGAAACACUGAAGUAACCUUUGAAACAAAGGACUUCAAAGUGACAGCAGGCUGCCUUGCUGCCAGCAGUGAGUCGAGUGGAACAUCUAGUGAUGGACAGGAUGAAGAUGACCAGGAUGAAACGUGCUUUGCUGUUUCUAUGUCUCCCAAAGGAAUCAGGACCAGCAGGAAAAGGCCAAAGAUAAAGAGCAAGUUGUCACCGGCGCAGAAGAAAAUGAGACUGGUGGAAGAGGAGCCAUUGCUACCAAUAGAGGCUGCAGAAGCAGCAGCUCAGGGAAAGGAGAGCAGAGCAGAAGCAGCACGGGAAGUGAUGGAGCAAUGUGAAUUGUCUGAUGUUGUUGUGCUGGUGAUCGUCAUCCUGGUUGCAUUCAUGGUCUUCAUGCACCUCUCUCUGGCUGUGGUGGUAACGAUCUGCUUCUGAGCUUCAGCCUGGGGAGAAAGAGAAGCAGCACCCAUGUCAGCAGUGAGGGCAGAACUGAAGAGUGCAUUUUCUUUCUUCUUUUUUCCUCCCUGCGAUGUGCAAUGAGUCUGGUGGUCAAUUAAAGGGCUGGGAGAAGCA
This is a messenger RNA of Lagopus muta (rock ptarmigan), 1902 nucleotides long. RefSeq lists its product as uncharacterized. The coding region runs from base 1102 to 1764 and encodes 220 amino acids. The transcript has 4 exons. The record is from RefSeq and is a predicted model, not a curated record. NCBI's taxonomy places the organism in Eukaryota, Metazoa, Chordata, Aves, Galliformes, Phasianidae.